AUGCAGCAGCGGCAUCCGCCGCCGAUCUCGCGCUCUCGCCGCCUUGCAUCCGCCGCGGGCGGACUGAUCGCCAGUGCCAGCGGGGGCAGCAGUGCAAGUGCCGCAGCCAGCGCAACCACCAAGGGUGGUCGACUUGCGGCGCAACCGCGCCUACCUCCGCGGACGACCAAGGUCAGCGAGAAAUUGGUGCUACUCCCGGAUACCGGCGGGGUGGGGGAACCGGAGGAGGAAGAUGAUGAUGAUGGUGAAGGGCGGGAUGAGCUGGAUCUCGUGGAUGAGGAGCUUGUUCAGCGUCUAGCACGGGAGAGACAUAUUGACCCCGAGGCGAUUCGGCAUCAAUUGCUUGCGCAGAAGAGGCUUGGUGGGGACUUUGGGGUUGAUAAUGAGAUUGCGCCGUUGUUGGCUGAGGAGGAGACCUUGAGGAAGAGGCGUGUUGGGCCUGAGCGGGCGAAGAGUUAUGCUGAGCGGUUGCCUAAGGCAAGACGGACGGAGAAGCUUGCUAGGGUGACGGCUUAUUGUACGGCGCAGGCUUAUAAGAUGGGGUCUGUGGCUGCGUUUGUGAAGGAUGCGCAUGGGGCGAGGACGAAGCUUUAUGAUGAUUGUUUGUACACGGCGUAUCAUUUGCCACUGUUACCGGGUCAUGAGGGGUAUCGACUGCGCAGUAGUCCUGUGCUGAAGUUCCCAGGUGGUCGGUCCUUGCUUGAUGAGGAGAUUGAGCGAAAUGAGCUGCGUGAUCAUCAUGAGGAUUAUAUGGGUGAGGUUGAGGAGCAUUCGGUUGUUGGGCAUGGUCGUCAUGAGGAUGAGCAUAACGCUGGAGCUUCGCCGGGUGGUGGGAAUGGUCAUGGGGAGAGACAGGAGCAUCGAGAGGGAUAUCUUGAUCGGAUUUCUGAGGAGGAUGCUCGGAUUCAGGAAGGGCAUGAAAAUGCUACCAGUGCCGAUGAUAAUGGUACAAAGCAUAGCACUGCCCAUUCAGAAGUCCAACAACCUCAAGAAACCCCGGAGCCGCGCCCUCGACGCCGUCGUCACAGCUCUGACGACGGGCAUCUCCUCAGGGACCGGGCUUCCCCUCCAUUACAGGCUGUAUCGUCGCCCAGGCCAGAAACCCCAGCCCGGACUCUGUACAACGUCGCCGAGAUGUUCGUCUUCAGCUAUGGCGUGGUAGUCUUCUGGAAUUUCACAGAACGACAGGAGAAAGAUCUGCUGGCAGAUCUAGCGUUUGCCACAUCCUCGGCGACAGGGACGCCUAUUCCGCUGGCGACGAUGCCCCUUCACGAAGAAGAUUUCGAGACGGAAGAGUUCCACUUCGAGUACUCGACGGAGAUCUCUCGACCGCGUGUGUACAAUGAUAUGAUCACGCUCCGCAGCGGUGACCAUAUGAUCAAGCUGGCCAUCAGUCAUGGCAUUUCGCAGAGCACGAAAUUGUGUUUCUUCGAAGAGGUGAUGGCUCGCCAGAUGGCCGAUGCAAAGGACGUUCCGCGUCGACUAGCAAUGACCGGAAAGCUAGGCAUGAAGCGUGAAGAAGUCUUCCGUAUUCUGGGUCGUCUUUUUAAGAGCAGAGUUGAGGUCAAUCUUUCAUCGAAUAUGCUCGACGUCCCGAACUUCUUCUGGGAGAGCGAACCCAACUUAUACCCUCUUUACAUCGCCGUGCGCGAGUAUCUCGAGAUCAAACCGCGCAUUCAAGUACUCAACGAGCGCUGCCGCGUAUUCCUCGACCUCGCAGAAAUUCUAUCCGACUCGAUUGCCGAUAAUCGAACUUCUCACCAAACCUGGAUCAUCAUCGUCCUAAUCAUAAUCUCCAUCCUCGUCACAAUCUCCGAAGUCUUCCUACGCUUCGGCCUCCUGCACGCCCGUGAAGGCGCCGCCACCAACCCUGCAGCCAUCAUUGCCCGUGCUAUGGGCCACUCUCCUCGCGCGGUGCCGUCAGGGAUAUCAUACUCUGCUGCUAAUCCUCCGCCAGGCUGUAUUUGCCCGUCUAUCCCGUCUGCGGGUGGGUCUGAUAUGGGUAUGAGCGGGAUUAUGGGACCGGGUCUUUGA
Messenger RNA from Penicillium subrubescens, 2034 nucleotides. Its product is annotated as RMD1 family protein. NCBI's taxonomy places the organism in Eukaryota, Fungi, Ascomycota, Eurotiomycetes, Eurotiales, Aspergillaceae. The record is from RefSeq and is a predicted model, not a curated record. Bases 1 to 2034 code for a protein of 677 amino acids. The transcript is spliced from 3 exons.